Uncinocarpus reesii 1704 is the source of this 2157-nucleotide messenger RNA. RefSeq lists its product as uncharacterized. NCBI's taxonomy places the organism in Eukaryota, Fungi, Ascomycota, Eurotiomycetes, Onygenales, Onygenaceae. The record is from RefSeq and is a predicted model, not a curated record. The coding region runs from base 1 to 2157 and encodes 718 amino acids. Gene Ontology annotation, molecular function: DNA-binding transcription factor activity, RNA polymerase II-specific; zinc ion binding; RNA polymerase II cis-regulatory region sequence-specific DNA binding. Gene Ontology annotation, biological process: regulation of transcription by RNA polymerase II. Gene Ontology annotation, cellular component: chromatin. The transcript is spliced from 5 exons.
AUGGUUUUAACAGAAAGCGAGGGUCCGGAACUUAGCACUGCCUUAAAUCCGACUGCAGUCCCAGCCCCUACGUCGCAUCAAUGCUCCAUUUGCUUCAAGUCGUAUAAGCGACGGGAGCAUUUACAGAGGCAUAUCAGCUCACACUCCUCAGAACGACCUCAUCGCUGCCCUGCCUGCGGCUGUGCGUUUCAACGGGCCGACGUUCUCAAACGUCAUUGGCGCUCCUGCGAUGGAAGAGGAUCAUCCAGGUCCGCUGUUCGUCGACGCGCUUGCGACCGCUGUGUCCGCCAGAAGAAAGCCUGUAGCAGUGCUCAGCCAUGCCAGAAUUGCGCCAAAAGGGGAAUCCCCUGUCAUUACUCCUCUGGCGUGAAUGCUCCAAAACCGUCCAGUGACCCAUCUUUGCAAGCAAUCGACACGGAUAAUGACUCGCUGGUAGCUACAGAUGCUUUUAUUCCGACCACUGAAGUCACCCCUCCGCCCAACCUCGAAGCUACUCAGCUUGAAAACAUGACUAUGAACCUGUUCGGAUCUUUUUUUGAGCCUGAUCUCUUCGGCUAUUCCAGUUCGACCUGGCAGGAAUUCUUGCAGUUCACGUCGGAUAACCAGGCGGUCCGGGAUGUUGUCACCCCUAAUGAUGAUGAGCACCAUUCCUUUCGCUUUUUGGAUAAAUUUACAAGCAAAACUGGCUUUGUUCAUUCUUUUGACUGCGGAACCCUUCGCCAGAGGCAAGAGAUCAUGUCGAACAUCCAGUCCGGGCUUUUUGAACCCCAGCAACUGCUACUGACCAACUUCGAAUCGACCAAUACGUCAGAAGGUGUAUCAUCUGGCUGGCUCAAUGAUCCCCUUGCUUUGAAAUCCCAUCAAAUCAUACUGUCGAUCAAGGAAGUGGUUACAAUCAAGCCGCGCAAUAGCUCAGUGGCGUUCUCUUGGUCUUCCACGCUGGAGCAAAUGUGUUUACAAUUCUUCGCUCCGACAAAUCUUCGAAAGUACCUUGAAUUAUAUUGGGCGAUAUGGUCACCCAACGUUAACUUUGUCCAUCGACCAACUUUCGAUCCCGUGUCAUCAAAAUCGAUCCUUGUGGCUGCCAUGGCUCUCAUUGAUCCAGUGGACAAUGAAAACGCCAGGACCUGGCUCAACUGUGUUGAGGAGAUGGUUUUUGCCGAUGACGACGUUGACAUCCCUCCCGUAUUUCCAUUCGACCCAGCGGUGAAUCGACGAAAAAUACAAGCGCUUCAGGCUUGUUAUAUGGUUUGUCUUUAUCAAAACUGGGAGGGCACGGAUAUGACCAAGAAACGUAUCCGCCGACAUCGUUAUAGUACGGUAGUCUCUAUGGUUCGGGACAUAGGCGUUAUGACCGCAAGGCAUAAUAAGUACAGUUGUCAAGCGAAACACGAAUUUCAAUGGAAUGAUUUUGUGGCUAGGGAAGAAUUAAUUCGGACUUUCUUAUGGAUCUUUUUACUGGAUACGGCAUUCGUCAUAUUCAAUAAUCUCCCUCCAAGAAUGGUCAUUAAAGAAAUGAAAAACCAUGUUGCUGCUCCAGAAGCUUGUUUCCAAGCCGUGACAGCUGAAGAGUGCUUUGAACAAAUUCAACUUUGGAUGCCGGACACAAGCCCAUUUUGGAAAGUUUCGUUUCGCUCUGCUUUUGAGACUCUCUGUCGAGGCGAUCUUACUGUACAUAUGCGCCAAGUGCUGGCUGCGUUGGGGCCACUGAAUCUAUUCGCAAUUGCCUCAGCGAUUCAUUAUCUGAUUUUCCAUUACCAGAACUCUUUUGGUGGAAACGAACUAUUACAGCGGAUGCGGAACGCAUUGGGCAACUGGAAAGAUACUUGGCAUCUCCAAGCUAGUGAAUCUCCGGGCUCUUCACCUCACACCAUCGUCGAUAACAACCAUACACGGCCAGAAUACAUGUGGAAGAGAGUUGGCUUUUUUCGCUACUCACCAGAUUACUGGCUCCUAGCCAGUCUCAAAGUUGACCUUCUCGAAGCAGCGAACGCCUCCCAUUCCACGCCCCAAGAAUGGACAGAUCAAACCGAAGGAGAACUCAUUGGGGAGGACGACGAUGGGCUCUCAGAUCCGAUUUUGAAUAAGUACGAUGAAACCAGCAUGGGUCAGGUGAAUGAACUUAUAUCAGACUUUCAAAAAGUGCAGAUCCGUUAA